CCUCCGCUUCACAGUAGACCCACUGGGCUGAGAGGUUAGCUACGCAGGGCUCCAUCUGUCUGACCUACACACACUCAGGUGUCAGGAAGAAAUGGGUAACUCGACAGGAACCACCGUGGACGACCUGCAGGCGGUGGAGAUGCACCUCUGGUACAAGAAGUUCAUGACGGAGUGCCCCUCGGGUCAGCUCACCCUGCAUGAGUUCAAGCAGUUCUUCGGGCUGCGAGGGCUGGACCCAGAGGCCAACGCCUACAUUGAGCAGAUGUUCCGCACGUUUGACAUGAACAAGGACGGCUACAUAGACUUCAUGGAGUAUGUGGCUGCUCUCAGUCUGGUGAUGCGUGGAAAGAUGGAGCACAAGCUGCGCUGGUAUUUCAAACUUUAUGACGUGGAUGGCAACGGCUGCAUUGACCGACAUGAGCUCCUCAACAUCAUAAAGGCCAUCCGUGCGAUCAAUGGGAAUGAAAACCAGGACAUAAGUGCAGAGGAUUUCACUAACCGCGUGUUUGACAGGAUUGAUAUAAAUGGAGAUGGCGAGCUUUCCUUGGAGGAGUUUGUGGCCGGCGCUCGCAGCGAUGAGGAUUUCAUGGAGGUGAUGAUAAAAAGUCUGGACCUCACCCACAUUGUGGCCAUGAUCCACAACAGGAGACACAGCGUUUAGGCUCUGCCCAGUCCGACUGCCUCAUCCUCAUUCACCCGAGAGCUUCAGUACAUCGCCUCUGGUAAAAAAGUCGUUUACAGACUGAGAUUUCCAUUAAGAUUGAAUCCAGUUUAAUAUAAUGCCAGUGUACUGCAAACAUUGACGUUACUUAUUUUUAAUCUCUGAAAAACUGAAACACAUGCACUUUAAAUGCAUUUGGAUGACUCAGUCAACCUUUGCAAACUGGUCAUUGUCCUUGUUUAAUGAUGCUGAGCUCUCCCAAGGCCACCUUGGCAUGAGGGAUGAUCUCUCAGACAGUCCACGUACCCACUGAUACCUCGAGGGAUAAAAGAGGGAGAUAGUGGACCUGAGUGGCAAUUAUACGCACUCAAUGCUUUCCAGAUCUUUUUUUUUCUGGGUCUGAGUUCCUCUGCGUCAAAUUACUCAACUCGCUGUUUGGUCGCUCUUGCCUGUGGGCAAACAGGAGGAAGCUAUGACUCUGCAGUGUGCUUAACAUCCAUGAUAAUUUGAUCAAGUCAAAGGCUGUAAUACAGGAACAGGUAAACGUUUUUGAACACAUAUACCAGUGUGCAGAUACAUUUCUCAAAUGUUUACCUUUUUUUAAAAAAUGUUUUUCACCUUUUUUAACGUUUAAAAGGAUUCAAGCUGAAAUAAAAGGCAAAAUACAGGCUUGUGGUUGUGUAAUAUUUUUGUGUGGGUGUUUCAUUUGCUGCCCGUUCAG
Molecule: messenger RNA, 1382 nt
Organism: Chelmon rostratus (copperband butterflyfish)
Lineage: Eukaryota; Metazoa; Chordata; Actinopteri; Chaetodontiformes; Chaetodontidae
Gene: guca1aa
Product: guanylate cyclase activator 1A
Exons: 4
Coding region: 92-661 (189 amino acids)
Molecular function (GO): calcium ion binding; calcium sensitive guanylate cyclase activator activity
Source: RefSeq, a predicted model, not a curated record